AUGGUGAAGCUUCUCAUAAACAAAGUGGAUAUGAAAGCAAAGAAUUUGGAAGGCAAGACAGCACUAGACAUAAUGAAAGAACGUGGCCUUGUUGAAGACAAAGAGGUAAAAGAGAUGCUCCAUGGUUCCCACAUUCUCAGAGAUGUUGCAAAAUUUGUGUGUUCAAUAUUAUUGUUUGUGAAGAGAUUAGUGAUUACGGACCAUCCUGAGAUCCUUUACAUGUCUAAAAAGGAUCGGAAUGCCAUAUUAGUAGUUUAUGUGCUCAUUGCCACUGCAACUUACGAAGCAGCUCUAAGUCCACCCGAAAAAGAUAUGGAUUUCUUCCCUCCGGAGUGGAUCUCAUACGUAUGCUUCCAACAGUUAAAUACAGUUGCAUUCGUUGCUUCAAUGAUAGAGAUUUGUGUUCAUCUUCCUUCUGGGAUUGGCUACGCUCUCCAUUUGGUUCUUCCUUUGGUCAUUUGCUAUGCAUUAUUGGCGAUCGUUUGGAGGUCGUACUUUCCUUUAGUUAUCACAAGUGCAGUCAUUUUUUUGCUUAUUUUGUCCAAAAUUCCCUUGGUUAGACAGAAGGUGAAAGGAGGUUUUAAGCCAAAGAAGCCUAACAAACUUGGUGGUCGCUUCAGCUUCAGCAUGGAGAAAGAAUUGACAGACAUAAGUGUGCACUUUGGUCGCAGUGGUUAG
This is a messenger RNA of Cucurbita maxima (winter squash), 678 nucleotides long. RefSeq lists its product as uncharacterized. The coding region runs from base 1 to 678 and encodes 225 amino acids. The transcript has a single exon. NCBI's taxonomy places the organism in Eukaryota, Viridiplantae, Streptophyta, Magnoliopsida, Cucurbitales, Cucurbitaceae. The record is from RefSeq and is a predicted model, not a curated record.